AUGUUGCUCCCGCUCCGUCGCAUCCACGGCCUCCUCCGCCGCUCCCUCUCCACCGCCGCUUCGCGCUCCGCCUGGGCGAUGAUCUACCGGAUCUCCACGGCGGAGGAGUCCGCGCGGGGCGCGUCCCUCUCGCUUGCCCCGCCCCCGCUCGUCUCCCACCUCACCAUCCCCAGGCAUGCCAUCGGUCUGGAACCCUUCCCGGACAACACCGACCGCGACCCCGUCAACUUCUUCAGCAGCGACGCCGCAGACCCCAAGCAGGGCGCCUCCUCGCCCCGUCCGCCCAGCACCGACCGCAACUUCAUCAACGUCUUCGGCAGCGGCGUCCUCGCCGCGAGCAGCGACGGCCUCCUCCUGUUCGGCACCUACAGGAACCGCGCCAACGCCUGGAGGAUGUUCGAGCACCAGCCACCUACCCCCGCCCCUUUCGAGGUCCUCGACCAGGUGUACGCGCGCUCCUUCUACGACCCGAUGCGGCUCGCGCGCUUCGUCUGCAACCCCGUCACCGGCGAGAUGGUCCGCCUCCCGGACUUCGACGGCACGGAGGACGCCUUCUCCGCCGCCACGGGCCUCCUCACCCAGGCCGACGGCGGGGGGCGCGGGCCGCCCAAGAGGUACGCCGCCGCGCAGCUCAGCCUGCUCGACGGUGGGCAGCGGUUCCUGUUGCGCCGGUUGUCGUCAGAGACAGGGGAGUGGGACGAGCUGGUGCUGCCGUCCCCGCUGCCGCCUGGGCGCCGGAUGCACAUGAAUCACGAGGUACUGGACUACGGGGGGCGGCUCUGGUGGGUGGACGUGAGCUGGGGCGCCGUCUGCGUCGACCCGUUCAGCGACCGGCCUGAGCUCUGCCCCGUCGAGCUGCCAGGAGACUUCAUGCUUCCCGACCAACAGGGCGAGGAAAAGAUGUGGCAGCUUGUCAAGCACCGCCGCAUGGGGGUAAGCGAAGGGAGGCUGCGGUUUGUGGAAGUUCGUCAGGAGGAUCCGUUCCAGAUUAAUUCCUUCACGCUGGACGACCAGAGUGGGCGCUGGAUGCUGGAGCACCAGGUGUCGUGGAGAACUAUCCACAUCGCAGCCAAGAAAACGCCUUCCAUUGCUGCUAUUGAUCCACUCAGCCUCGACUCACUGUAUCUUACUGUGCCCGUGGACAAAGGAUUCUGCAUUAGCGCGGACUUGCGCAGGGAGAGCCUGAUUGACGCAAUGGAGUUUGGUAGUGCCAUUCAUCCAAGAAAGUGCGAGUCAAGUUUCUUGCUGCCAUGUGUGCUCCCCUCAUUUCUCGGAUCAAGCCCGAUUCCAGGCAAGAAUGACGUCACAAAAAGAAAGACUCUGGCAGAUGUUCUGGUUCGUUCAGACAGGCACCCGAAGACCUGA
Messenger RNA from Lolium rigidum, 1365 nucleotides. RefSeq lists its product as uncharacterized. Lineage: Eukaryota; Viridiplantae; Streptophyta; Magnoliopsida; Poales; Poaceae. The record is from RefSeq and is a predicted model, not a curated record. The transcript has 2 exons. Bases 1 to 1365 code for a protein of 454 amino acids.